UUUCUUGCGCAAGCGUAACUCCAAACUCUGUUCUGUGCUCACGGUCUCCGCGCAGGAAUGUGAUAUUGAAAACUGUUGUGUAACGUACGCCUCCUGUUUCAUCUCUGCUUCGGUUAACAUUGGUUACGAAAUAAUAUUUUGGAGAUACCGGAAAACGGAACAAGGUGUAAGCUGUGGGUAAAGUGACAGAAAGAGCAAGAAUCAUGAUGAAGAUCAGUCCUCAUUCGCUCUUCCUCUUCGGUCCUUAACAGACAGUCUGGAUUCAAAGCUUUGACGUCUAACACAUCACAACGGCCAUAGAAGAGAUAAAAGGGAGGGAGUUGAGCUCUUCCUCUGUACAAACUUCAUCAUCCUCUCCAUCUGCAAUGGAGAUUGCCCUGCGGCAACAGAAAGAGUGAGUGAGAGAGAGAGAGAGAUGCAAGAGAAAAAGGACCCUCAGCCCAAAUCUGCCAGCAGCCUGGGAAAGGCUCAUCCUGCCCUGAAGGCCUUCAUGUGCGGCUCUCUCAGCGGCACCUGCUCCACUCUGCUGUUCCAGCCAUUGGAUCUGGUGAAGACCAGACUGCAGACCCUGCAGAACAACAUGCACCCAGGAGCUCCUAAAGUAGGGAUGAUUACAGUCUUUUUCAACGUGAUUCGUACAGAGAAGCUGCUUGGCCUGUGGAAGGGGGUUUCACCGUCGUUCAUGCGCUGUAUCCCUGGCGUAGGGAUCUACUUCAGCACAUUUUACUCGCUGAAGCAGCACUUCUUCCUGGAUAGGUCUCCAAGUGCUGGGGAGGCGGUGUUUCUAGGGGCUGGGGCUCGUUGUGUGGCAGGCGUCACCAUGCUGCCCAUCACAGUCAUUAAGACUCGUUUUGAGAGCGGGCGGUACAAUUACAUAAGCGUAGCUGGAGCCCUUAAAAGUGUGUGUCAGAAUGAAGGUCCCAGGGCUCUUUACUCCGGGCUCACAGCGACUCUGCUCAGAGACGCCCCGUUCUCUGGCAUCUAUGUCAUGUUUUACAGCCAGGCCAAAAAGGCUUUGCCACAGGAGAUCAGCUCGUCCUCUUUUGUUCCACUGGUUAACUUUGGCUGUGGUGUGGUGGCUGGGAUAUUGGCCUCUCUGGCCACUCAGCCAGCAGACGUGAUCAAAACCCACAUGCAAGUGAGCCCAAUGUUGUAUCCCAAGACCAGCGAUGCUGUACGCCACGUCUAUUUGAAGCAUGGCUUGAGCGGGUUCUUUCGAGGAGCGCUUCCUCGUUCUCUGAGGCGAACCCUCAUGGCGGCCAUGGCCUGGACUGUGUACGAGCAGCUGAUGGCUCGCAUGGGACUGAAGUCCUAAAGACACCCAGCGCACUGAAGUGUGGACUUCAUUCUGUUUGUGUCCAUUAGAGGAGUGUGUGCUUUUCAGACGAUGGUGAAAAGAUGGCGUUCUGUUAUCCUCGACGGCUUGAUUGAAACAAAAGCAGCUAGUGUUGGCUGAGGUACUGAUAAUCGUAGGGUUGCGUGUGUGUGUGUGUGUGUGUUAGUGUUUUCAGGUGCAGUGAGUCGUUACCCCGUGACACCUCUUGACAGUGACAUUCCUAAAUUGCCACAUUGUGAGUUUGUCUGCCUUGUUGACGUCUGCGUAUUGAGACGGGUCUGCACUGAAGAAUACCAAUGAGAGACUGCUGAAUCAUGUGCCGUCAGCUCACAAGAAAACACUCCUUUCACAGGAAGAAAAUCCCUCUUUUGGCAACUAACCUUAGAAUACCACAUGUCUCAGUGUCGUUGAAAAGUGCCCACCUUUGCAGCGUUCUCAGAAACCCACGACUCGGUGGACUCCAGUGUCUGAUACAGUUCUUAAGCCUGGUCCUCCGAGUUAAAUCCUUAGUGGAGGAUGAGGCUUAGUGGGUGUCUAAUACUGGUCUUACAAAGACAUGUUGACAUAAUACUCCAGCGCUUCGACAAUCAGACCGAAUUACUCCAGGGCUGAGAAACUGAACUGACAACACAUGACUGUCUCGCCAACAUACUCCGUUCCGACUAUAAUUGCGUGUCUCUAUGCGAUGAUUUGUGCUGUUCUACUGAUUUCCUGUGCUGUAUGACUGGACGGAUUUAUCAGUGCAUUCCAGUUCACUGGCUUUUUUUUUUUUAUUUUCUCGAACGCUCGCUCCUGGGCACGGAAUUUGGGUUGAAUGAGACUUCGUAAGAUGUGGAGAAACAUUUAAUAUUUAUUAAAGAAACGGGGGAGAACAAGUGUUAGAGUUCUCGAGAAAACGAUGUGGAGUGGAACGCGUCCGUGAGAAUGCUCCGUUUGUCGUAUUUGCAAAUGUGUCGUCGGGUCAUUUUGAUCGACGUGUUGUCGUGUUGACGUCGUGUGUGUGAAACCGCUGUAAGACGCCAUAGUGUGGUGCUCGGUGUGAACACAACAGUGUAAAGUUCAUUUUAAGUCUGCCAAAAACAUGCCCUGGUUGUUCACCCUUAAAAUCUGUAAAGAAAAUAAAGCAUUGUGACAUUAUUUUCAUUCCAGUUAGGUAGCCAGUUAAUUCCACCAUUGUUGUCUUACUCGAAUAAAACCUUUAAUGAUUCUAAUAUAAAAAAUGAUAAGAAAAUUCAGGGAUGCAUUACAUGUGGGAAAUGCUUAAUUUUCUUAGAAAUAAUGUCACGGUGCAAAAAUCCUAAUUGAUCUGAAAUAGAUUUUGUUUUAACCUUGAUAGAAUUUCUUUUAGUUUUUUUUUCCCCUCUUGAAAUUUUAGUGGAUGUUGAAAUCAUGUGGACACGUUUUCAUAAAAUUCACCCCUUAAGCCUUUGGGUUUCUUGUUCUCUCAGUUGUCUUGGUGAUUUGCCACUUCAUAUACCGCUCAGUGUCCCAUAGGACUGGUCAGCACCGCAGGAAUCAUUAUUACCACAUAGGUCAAACUUUGAUCAUUUAAAUGAUAUACUCGAGUGAUUAUUCUUUGACUUAGUUUGCUAAAUUCAAUUACAUUAACAAUUUGUUUUAACUUGCCUUGAUUAAAAUUAGAUUGGCCUCUUCCUGACACAGCAAGAUUAUCUGCUGCAGAAUGCCGUUGAAUGCCCAUUUUAUGAAAUGGGGAAGACACGCGGAGCCGAGUAACACUAGAAGUCACGCUACACACUACACGGAUAUAUUUUGUGAAAGCACUUUAAAUUCAGUGAAGUUGACUGCAUUCAAGCUGAAUCUGGGUGGUGUGUUUUGGUCACAUGUUGCUGUGUAAGCCAUUGUGCUUUGUGCUGUACUGUGGAGAUGCUCUCUUGCCUUCACACAAUCAGUAUUGUCUCUUCAGCAUUUCUUAUGGCCAUUGUUGUUGAUAUUUUGUCUGUACGUGAGAAUAUUUGCACAUGCAAAUGUCGUGCCUAUGUUAAUAUGUGAAUAAAUCUGCCCUGUUUUUACAA
Puntigrus tetrazona (Sumatra barb) is the source of this 3369-nucleotide messenger RNA. It is a transcript of the gene slc25a38b, whose product is annotated as solute carrier family 25 member 38b. The transcript has 10 exons. Gene Ontology annotation, molecular function: glycine transmembrane transporter activity. NCBI's taxonomy places the organism in Eukaryota, Metazoa, Chordata, Actinopteri, Cypriniformes, Cyprinidae. The record is from RefSeq and is a predicted model, not a curated record. Gene Ontology annotation, cellular component: mitochondrion; mitochondrial inner membrane. Gene Ontology annotation, biological process: glycine import into mitochondrion. The coding region runs from base 416 to 1315 and encodes 299 amino acids.